Molecule: messenger RNA, 966 nt
Organism: Closterium sp. Naga37s-1
Lineage: Eukaryota; Viridiplantae; Streptophyta; Zygnematophyceae; Desmidiales; Closteriaceae
Source: the annotation of a GenBank genome assembly
AUGACCGCUUUCUGGGAUGGAUUCACGCCCUUGAAGCUGACUUUUGAGCCGACUCUAAAGGAAGCUGCGGCUCCCUCUGCUGCUGCUCAGGUGCAUGAUGGCUUUCUGGACGGCUACAAGUCUGUGAAGCCGCGGCUCCUUCUGCUGCUCAAAGCUAUUCUCGCAUCUUCUAGCGAAAAGUAUCACGUCAUGGUCACGGGUCACAGCCUGGAGGGCGCUCUUGCCUUCCAUCGGCAUAGCCCAUGUGCUGCUCCUUCUAACGAUGCCACCAACCAUCCAUCCCACUAUCCCAUCAUGCCCCACCAGAGGUCGAUUUUGCACAAGGUCAAAGAAGCCUUCACCCUCUCUCUCUACAACUUCGGCUCUCCUCGUGUGGGCAACCAUGCCUUUGCUGCUCGCUUCAACCAGCUUGUGGGUGACAGCUGGCGCAUCGCCAAUGACCAUGAUAUAGUGCCGCGUGUCCCCUACGUGUUCUACAAGCACGUGGCCACUGGGGUGGUGCUUCGACCCGACUCGCAGAAGUUGGAAAAGGUGGGUGGGAGUGGAGUGAGUAGCACAGCUCAUGUGGCCACGGGGGGUGGUGCUGUGAACCGCAUUGCCAACGACCAUGACAUAGUGUCUCGUGUCCCCUGUAUGUUCUACAAGCACGUGGCCACGGGCGUGGUGCUCUGGCCCGACUCGCAGGAACUAGACAAGGAUGCCCUCCUUAAGAAACGACUCGAUACCAUCACAACAGUUAGCUUCCUGCAAGCACUCGCAGCCCGCAUACUUCCUCUCGCUGCUCAAGGUGAGCUGUUUGGCGGUGGUGUGUCGGUGGUGGAGUGCUGGGGUGAAGGUGGGUUAAGACACAAAGAGUCUGAAAGCGCCAGCAAGCACUCGCAGCCCGCAUACUUCCUCUCGCUGCUCAAGGUGAGCUGGUUGGCGGUGGUGUGUCGGUGGUGGAGUGCUGGGGUGAAGGUGGGUUAA